CUGAACACCGUAAGGUUGCUACAUACUUUAUGUCCUUAUUCGGGCUACGUUUUCCAUCUCACCAUAGAUACUCUGUUCUCCUGAUCGUCUAAUCGUAAAGUACUUCGACACAAUCCAUACACUUUAUUGUUGUUCAAAUCCCGUUUGCAUUGUCAUAGUCACAUCAGCAUGCAAGAACAGACCCGGACAGUUGGGAGAAACCAAAAACGCCUUCCGCACAACGGAAAGGCUUCUGGUGCACGAUCCAAACCCGAUCUCGCGCAGCAGUACGGAGGCCGGCACUCUGGACGCUGGGUAUCCAGGCUCCCGGAGUCGUGGAUACCCUACGUGCAACUGGCGCGCCUGAGCCCCCCGGCGGGCCUGGCACUGAUCUACUUCCCACACCUGUUCGGUGCUUUGCUUGCCGCGGUUGUCCGAGACUCGCCCCCUGGCCAUGUUUUACGCACAUGUGCCGUUCUGCUGCCCUGGAGCCUGUUCUUCUCCAACGCAGCACACGCCUGGAAUGACUUGGUCGAUGCACCCCUCGACGCGGCCGUGGCGCGCACCCGACAACGGCCCAUCCCCCGCGGCGCCGUCUCGGCCCGCGCCGCCUUUACCUUUGCAGUUUCUCAGGCUCUCCUGGGUAUCGCCGUGCUUUACGUUGGCUUCGCCGGCCGCGAGGGGCAGGGGACCGCUCUCUAUGUCCUGCCCAACGCUUUCGCAACGGUGUACUACCCGUACGCCAAGCGCCACACGCACUUUGCUCAAUUCGUUCUGGGCUUCUGUCUGGCCUGGGGCGUCGUCAUUGGCUGGUCGCCGGCAUUCGUAUCGAUGCUCCGCAUCUCGCCUCCCGCCAUUUACCUCACGCUGGCAUGUGUCCUCUGGACCGCCAUAUACGACACUAUAUACGCUCACCAGGACCUGGUUGAUGACAAAAGACUUGGGCUUCGCAGCCUGGCAGUCAUGCUGGGUGACCGUGGCACAAAGCCCGCACUAUCUUUCUUGUUGUGCGGCAUGGUGACCAUGCUCGUGGCAUGUGCCACCUCCUCGGGGGUGAUGGGAUGGUGGCCGUACCUGAUUAUCGCGCCAGGUGGAUGUGUGCUGUCCCUCGGAUGCAUGAUUGCUUAUGUCAAUUUGAAAGACUCAAGCAGCUGCUGGUGGUGGUUCGGCCAUGGUUUCUGGACCGCUGGUUUUUCCAUGGCAGGUGCCCUGGCUACCGAGUAUAUCGUGCAUCGCUUAUUUGUGUGAAGAUUAUGAGACUAGACAGGGGGUGUCAAUGCCCCUUGCGUGGGUCAGCAUUUGCUUGGUCGGAUGUGCACUACUCAACUUCCGUUUCAAGAAGGUAUGGGCGGCAUGGGACAGUGGCAGGCAUUAGACGCGGAGACCCCAGAUUAGUACUAUAUACAGCGCGGUCAGCAC
Truncatella angustata is the source of this 1398-nucleotide messenger RNA. Its product is annotated as UbiA prenyltransferase family-domain-containing protein. The record is from RefSeq and is a predicted model, not a curated record. Gene Ontology annotation, molecular function: 4-hydroxybenzoate polyprenyltransferase activity. Gene Ontology annotation, biological process: ubiquinone biosynthetic process. The transcript has 2 exons. Lineage: Eukaryota; Fungi; Ascomycota; Sordariomycetes; Amphisphaeriales; Sporocadaceae. Bases 169 to 1227 code for a protein of 352 amino acids. Gene Ontology annotation, cellular component: mitochondrial inner membrane.